This is a messenger RNA of Galdieria sulphuraria, 1432 nucleotides long. Its product is annotated as STE24 endopeptidase. The record is from RefSeq and is a predicted model, not a curated record. Bases 20 to 1366 code for a protein of 448 amino acids. Gene Ontology annotation, biological process: CAAX-box protein processing. The transcript is spliced from 2 exons. Gene Ontology annotation, cellular component: endoplasmic reticulum membrane. Gene Ontology annotation, molecular function: metalloendopeptidase activity. NCBI's taxonomy places the organism in Eukaryota, Rhodophyta, Bangiophyceae, Galdieriales, Galdieriaceae.
GGAUUUUCGAUUGGAUCACAUGUUGUUAGGUUGGCUGCGUGAAUGGAGUGCUUCGUUAUUCUCAAGUGACGAUAACGAAACCACUCCAUAUCUCCAAUAUGUUUUGCUUUUCCAAGCCGGCGUCAGUGCUGUGGAACUUUAUCUAGAUUGGAGACAGCGCAAGUGUUAUGAGUUGAAAUACAUUCCCAAAGAAUUAGAAAAACAAGUGAAACCAGAAAAAUUUCAAAAAGCUCAGAAUUAUGGGAAGGACAAGAACACUUUCUCCAUUCUUAGCGAAGUGAUACAAACGGGGGUUCACAUGACCCUCUUUGCAACCCACUCUUUGCCUCGAUUGUGGAAGUAUUGUUCACAAAUCAUAGAAAAACACUCUUUUAUGAAUUCCAUACCGGCAGAAUUGCAAACAACUCUGUUGUUUUCCUCUGUACUGUUUUUAGGAAAUAAGCUCAUCUCCUUGCCCUUUCGUAUUUACAAUACAUUCGUAUUGGAACAAAGAUAUGGUUUUAACAAAACCACAGGGAAGCUUUUUGUGAAGGAUCUCGUUACUGGAACGUUGAUUUCUGCAGUGAUUGGAUAUCCUUCCUUAAUGGGACUGUGGUACGUCCUGGAACUGAGUGGACAAAAACUGUGGCUUUAUUUUUGGCUGUUCACAAGUUCAUUAAGUAUUUUAUUGGCUUUAUUAUACCCUCCUUUGAUAAUGCCUUUGUUCAACAAAUUUCAACCGUUGCAAGAUCAAAAGUUACGUCAAGAGAUUGAAGAGCUUGCUACACAGGUAGGAUUUCCUCUGAAUAAGAUAUAUGUGAUGGAUGGUUCGAAGAGAUCUUCACAUAGUAAUGCUUUUAUGUAUGGUAUCUGGAAGAAAGGGAUCGUCCUUUACGAUUCAUUAUUAGAACAGAACAAGGAUCAUGACGAGAGAAUUCUCGCAGUGUUGGCUCAUGAAAUGGGUCAUUGGAAAAUGAAGCAUACUCAGAAAAUGCUUCUUAUUGGACUUUUACAUAGCUUAGUACUUUCAUGGUCGUAUGGCAAGACGGCAAACAAUGAGUCGAUUUAUCGCUCCUUUGGAUUUGAUACAAAAGCACAUAUCAUUGGUCUUCUUCUCUUUAGUGAGCUACUUACUCCGUUAGAUAGUGUGCUUAGCUUGAUCAUGAACUUUAUUAGCAGAAGAUUUGAAUAUUCAGCAGAUGAUUAUGCAAGAAAUAUGGGAUAUUCAUCUUAUCUUAUCGAGGCUCUCGUAACGCUCCAUUUAGAAAAUUUGUCAACAAUGCAUCCAGACCCACUGUAUUCUCUUUAUCAUAAUAGCCAUCCUACGCUGACAGAACGUAUUCAUGCUCUCGAAAAGGAUGAUUCCGAAACGAAAAAGAAUCAAUAAAAUUGGAUUCCUUUAAACUCAAGUUGAAGAAUAUUGUCUAUGAUUAGGUUGAGACAUUGAAAUCUC